Oryza brachyantha (malo sina) is the source of this 1644-nucleotide messenger RNA. RefSeq names its product protein DECREASED SIZE EXCLUSION LIMIT 1. Gene Ontology annotation, molecular function: protein binding. The record is from RefSeq and is a predicted model, not a curated record. Bases 166 to 1344 code for a protein of 392 amino acids. The transcript is spliced from 13 exons. Lineage: Eukaryota; Viridiplantae; Streptophyta; Magnoliopsida; Poales; Poaceae.
GGCCUACCGGUGUUCCGGUGUUUCCACUCACAGCCGCCGCCGCACCCCGUGUGCGCGCGGUCGUAGCUCCGGCCGCCGCCGUCGGCUCCCUCCUCCCCCCGGCCUCCGCUGCAUGCUGCCAACCCUGUUUCCUCGAGCAUUCGCCACCGAAGCUUCCAGAGCCCCAUGGCCAUGUCCGUGCCCGAGAACCCACCACGCCGCCGCCCCGCGCCGGACCCCGUCGCGGUGCUCCGCGGCCACCGGGCCGCCGUCAACGACGUCUGCUUCCACCCCUCCCUCCCGCUCAUCUUCUCCGGCGCGGCUGACGGGGAACUGAGAGUUUGGGACACAGCAAGCCACCGCACCGUCUCCUCGGUUUGGGCUCAUGGUGGAUCGGCGGGGGUGUAUUCUGUCGCUUCUAGCGCCAGACUUGGAGACAAAAUCAUUAGUCAAGGUAGGGAUGGAUCAUGCAAAUGCUGGGCAAUCGAACAAGCUGGGCUUUCACGGAGGCCUCUAUAUACAAUCAAAACAAGCACAUAUCAUUUCUGCAAGAUGUCACUGGUUAAGUCAACAUGUUGUUCACGCAGCACACAAUGUGGCUUGAGCUCUGGAACUGAUGACAUUGAGCCACAAAGUUGUUCAGUUACGGAUGGAAGUGAACUAGGCACUUGCUGCAAGGGACCAAAUAUAAUGGCAAUUGCUGGUCAAGAAUCGUCUGAGGUUGAACUUUGGGACAUUGAUGGUGCAAGAAAAAUUUUGUGCUUGCCCAAAACAUGCAGUGCUAAUCUGUUAGAUCACCCGACCAAGCAAAGAGGACUAUGCAUGGCUGUGCAAGCUUUCUUCCCUUAUGGUGCAGGUUAUGUAAAUAUUUUGUCAAGUUACGAAGAUGGAAGCACUCUUCUGUGGGAUAUACGAAAUCCUGGUCUGCCUGUAUCCUCAGUGAAAUAUCACUCGGAAUCAGCUUUAUCUAUUGCUAUCGAUGGGUUAUGCAAUGGGGGGAUCUCAGGAGGUGCUGAUGAUAAAAUAGUCAUGUUUGCUCUUGAUCAUCAAAAGGGUGCGUUUAUUCUCAGGAAAGAAAUAAAACUUGAGCGGCCGGGUAUAGCUGGUACAGCAGUUCGGCUAGACAGCAAGAUUGCAGCAACCGCUGGUUGGGAUCACAGGAUUCGAGUGUAUAGCUACAGUAAAGGAAAUGCUCUAGCAGUGCUAAAGUAUCACAGUGCAUCGUGUAAUGCGGUCACCUUCUCAUCUGAUUCCAAGCUGUUGGCAUCCUGCUCGGCGGAUACUACGGUUGCACUAUGGGAGCUCUAUCCUCCCAAAGCAGCUAGCGAAGCUGUCGUCAGAACGCGAGAUGAAACAUCCCAAUGAUUUGGCCGAGCCUUCCGUUGAGGCAAUACGUCUGCUUCCUACUGGAUGACCAUACUCAAGCUUGUCUGCAUCGUGUAAAUUACGACGCAUGAAUUAUAGUUAGCUACUUAGCUUAUGAUUUGUUUUAGUGUUUCUGAAAGAAAUUUAGCCUGUCAAUUUGACGUACAACUUGUAGUCAUCUUGUGAGGAUCAGAGGACAAAGAUCCAAGUUAGAGCGAGUGGCCAAAUCACAUUGCUGGGGUGCCCACAUGUAGACUUAAGAAUAUCGUCAAAAAUUAUAAGUUAAACUAUUAGUAGUAA